AUGUCUGGACACCAAGCAGGCCGUCCCAGCCCCAGCAACCACAAUGCGUCCUUCAUGGCCCAGACUCCAGGCUGGCCCCGCGGCCCCAGCACGACCGGGGCGAGCAACCUCAAGCGCUCUCGGACCCCGAGCGGCUCCCAGGCCCGCAGCAGCCCUUCGGAGCCCACCGACAGGCGGAGCUCCCCCAGACCGCCGUUGAGGAGAAUCUGCAUGGGCCGGCCCUACAACUCCAAGUGCGUGGAGACAAGCCACCUGGCGAAGGGCCCCAGGGUGGCCAGGAAGCCCACGUGUCGCGGCAACCCCCACUGCCUGCUCUGUACAGAUCGCCCCUUGGGUCCCUCUGACCCCACCUUCCUGGAUCAGCUCAUCAAAGGCAUCAGCUACCUCGACAGAUCCACCAAUGCCUUCUACAGCAACUGCCCUAAGUCCCUGAGCCUGCCGAGGCUUGCGGCCAACUACCUGGAGCGCGCGGCCAACUCCAUCCACCCGGACCACCCGGACCACGCCUCCCCCCGCAGUUGCUGUAACCCCAGCAGCAGAGCGGCCUCCUUCGACUACCCCUGCGGCAGCACCUGCGUGGUACCGUCCGGCAGGGCUGUCAACGCCGUGCAGUACGCGGAUAACUCCGCCAACACGAGCCGGAACCUCACUCCCAUCCUGCCUCAGAGGCCGGGGAUAAAGCUGCCUGAGCUCCCUCUGUUCGGCAACGGGGUCUUUUCUUUAGGUCGCCUGCCCAAGUUCUGGGAAGCCAUCCGCUCAGGCUGCAGAGUCCCCGAGCCCAUCUCUAAACCCUCCAGCUGGUGGUGA
Molecule: messenger RNA, 807 nt
Organism: Rangifer tarandus platyrhynchus (Svalbard reindeer)
Lineage: Eukaryota; Metazoa; Chordata; Mammalia; Artiodactyla; Cervidae
Source: the annotation of a GenBank genome assembly